UCCGGCCGACGCCGGUUCUAAAGUUAGCGUUGAUCGUUCCGAGUCGUCGAUGAUCGCAAAAUCGCGCGUGCAGCAACCGUAAUCAGUAGUUUCGGAGCAGGCGAACGAGCAGCACACCACGCACCAUUAUUAUUCCCAUUGCUACAUUGCUACCCAGCGAGCGACCGACCAGUUCCGGGUAAUUCUCCAAAAUGGUACAUCUUCGGGUCGCUGCUGUCGGUGUUUCCGCAGCCAUAUUGUUCCUGUUCGCUGGUCUGCUACCCGGUGGUAGCGCGUACGUUUACCUGAACCCAGCAGGCAAAAGCCCAGAUCGGGAGGGCCACUGCUACGACAAGGACUCGAACACGACGUUCCCGAUCGGGGAGGUGCAGCAGCGCUUGGGACGCUGCGAGUCGAUGCACUGCACCAGCGACUACCACAUCAGCAUUAUGGGCUGCGGUCUGAUAGGCGCCGGACCGGGCACCCGAGUGACCGAGACGGACUACUCCAAACCGUACCCGGAAUGCUGCCCACAGCUGGUACGGGAUGAUUCGAACGAUGACGUCAAGCCGGAAUAAAACGCGCGCGACCAAACAACGGGAGCGCUAUCAAGAUCAAAACUAUCAAAAUGCCCUGACCCUGAUGAACGCGUACGUUGAUAAAGCGGACAGGGGGGAUGCUGCACAGACACAACAGGCACUGUAGGCCAGUGGGCGUUUUUAAUAAAGCAAAAAACCAUCAAAACCAUCAGCCCCUUAGGUGUGGUGAGGCCCCCAUAUCACUGACGCGGUUUUUG
Molecule: messenger RNA, 775 nt
Organism: Anopheles darlingi
Lineage: Eukaryota; Metazoa; Arthropoda; Insecta; Diptera; Culicidae
Exons: 3
Coding region: 192-557 (121 amino acids)
Source: RefSeq, a predicted model, not a curated record